GCUUCCCUCCCUGCGUCCCUCGGCCGAGGUGGCGCCGCUUCCCUCCGGCCGCGCGGGGCGUUUGAAGGCGCGGCCCUGCCGCCAUGCCGAACUUCUGCGCCGCCCCCAACUGCACCCGCAAGAGCACCCAGAGCGACCUGGCCUUCUUCCGCUUCCCCAGAGACCCCGCCCGAUGCCAGCGGUGGGUCGAGAACUGCCGAAGGGCCGAUCUGGAAGAUAAGACUCCCGACCAACUGAACAAGCAUUACCGGCUGUGCGCGAAGCACUUCGAAGCUUCAAUGAUAUGCAGAAGCAGUCCCUACAGGACGGUCUUACGAGACAACGCCGUGCCCACCAUCUUCGACCUGACGAGCCAUCUAAACAACCCGCACAGCAGGCACAGAAAGAGAAUCAAAGAGCUGAGUGAAGAGGAAAUAAGAACGUUAAAGCAGCACAAGAUUGAUGAAGUUUACGAGCAAGAAAAGAGCAACCUGGAGUCUGUAGAAAACGAGCUUCAGAAUCCGGCUUCUGAGGAAGGAGGAGACGAGCCCGCGAAAGACGACGUUCCUUUGACGCAAGAAGAGCGGGAAAACAAAGAUUAUCUAAAAUCUUUGUUUGAAAUUCUGAUCCUGAUGGGGAGACAGAAUAUCCCUCUGGAUGGCCAUGGCACUGACGAACUCCCAGAAGGCAUUUUUACUCCAGACAACUUCCAGGCUCUCUUGGAAUUCAGAAUCAAUUCGGGUGACGAGGUUCUGAGGAAGCGGUUCGAGACUACGGCAGUGAACCUGGCUUAUUGCUCGCAAGCCCAGCAGAAGCAAAUGCUAGAUAUCUGCGAGAGCUGCAUCCGAGAGGAGACACUCAGGGAGAUCAGAGACUCUAAUUUCUUCUCCAUCAUCACCGAGGAAGUUGUGGACCUGGCCGGAGAAGUCCACUUGCCCGUGCUGGUGAGAUUUGUCGACGAUUCUCACAACCUGAGGGAAGAGUUCAUCGGGUUUUUGCCGUACGAGGCGGAUCCUGAGGUGCUGGCUGUCAGAUUCCAUACCACCAUCAUUGAAAAGUGGGGCUUGAACAUGGAGUAUUGUCGAGGCCAGGCCUAUAUAGUCUCAAGCGGGUUCGCUUCAAAGAUGAAGACUGUAGCCAUGAGAAUCUUGGAAAAAUACCCUCAGGCCGUGUAUACGCUUUCCUCGUCCUGUGCCUUGAAUAUAUGGCUCGCCAAGUCCGUUCCGGUUUUGGGCAUUUCCAUCGCACUGGGGACGAUAGAAGAAGUUUGUUCGUUCUUUCACCAAUCGCAGGUGUUAGCCGAUUUGGACAGCGUCAUCUCCCUUCUGUUCCAGAAUAGCGAGGAAAGGGGGAAGGAGCUGAAGGACCUCGUCCGUUCCAGUUGGACAGGCCGGCAUGACACCUUUGAGAUUAUGGUUGACCUCAUGCAGGCCCUGGUGUUAUGCUUAGAUGGCAUCAACGAGGCCUCCAGCCGGUGGAACUCUUUAGUCGCCGGCCGAGCGUACAUCCUCUCUAGCGCGCUGGCUGACUUUGAUUUCGUGGUCACCAUCGUGAUCGUCAAGAACAUCCUUUCAUUCACGAGAGCCUUCGGCAAGAACCUCCAGGGCCAGACGUCGGAUGUCUUCUUUGCCGCCAGCAGCUUAACCGCUGUGCUGCACUCCCUGAAUGAAGUGAUGGAGAAUAUCGAGGUUUACCAUGAAUUCUGGUUCGAGGAAGCGAUGAACUUGGCCACCAAGCUGGACUUGCCCGUAAAGCUCCCCGGGAAAUUUUGCAGAGCACAGCAAGGGACCUUGGACUCAGAGGUCACACCGGAGAACUACUACAAAGAAGUUCUCAGUAUUCCGACUGUGGAGCACAUAAUCCAGGAACUGAAAGACAUCUUUUCCGAGCAGCAUUUGAGGGCCCUGAAAUGCCUCUCCCUGGUGCCCUCGGUCAUGGGGCAGCUGAAAUUCAACACCUCCGAGGAGCAUCACGCAGACAUGUACAAAAACGACCUCCCGAAUCCGGAUACGCUGUCGGCGGAGCUCCACUGCUGGCGAAUCAAAUGGAAACACCGAGGGAAGGAUAUCGAUCUCCCGACGACAAUCUACGAGGCGCUCCACCUGCCCGAUAUCAAGUUUUUCCCCAACGUGUACGCAUUGCUCAAAGUCCUGUGCAUCCUGCCGGUGAUGAAGGUGGAGAACGAGAAAUUCGAAGUCGGCCGCCGGCGUUUGAAGGCCUACUUGAGGAACACUUUGACGGAGCAGAGGUCAGGUAACUUGGCCUUGCUCAACAUAAACUUCGAUAUCAAACAUGACUUGGACUUGAUGGUAGACACUUACAUCAAACUGUACCCCGAAAAAGGAGAAUUCCAGGAGGAAUUUCUCUCCUCCAACAGUUCGGACAUCAAAGAAGAGACUUAACAGAAGGCGGGGGGAGAAGGGGACCUCUCCAGAAAACAAACCCCCUUUCCUUGUUGCAGAUGCUUCGUUUCACCCUUUACAAACAAAAAAAAAACCCCUGGGGCUUAAAACUGAGAAAGGAACGAUUAAUUAUCUGAAGCGUGCGUCUGCUUCAGGCGCGUGUCGUCUUCGAAUGAGUUGUAAACGAAGCCGACCUUGUUGAGAUUCUGUUGCUUGUGGAUCUGUUUUGUAAAGGAUAUAUAUAUAUAUAUACAUAUAUAUAUAUUAUAAAAAAGUCGGAAGUCAACUUU
Messenger RNA from Heteronotia binoei (common prickly gecko), 2671 nucleotides. RefSeq names its product THAP domain containing 12 (gene THAP12). NCBI's taxonomy places the organism in Eukaryota, Metazoa, Chordata, Lepidosauria, Squamata, Gekkonidae. The record is from RefSeq and is a predicted model, not a curated record. Gene Ontology annotation, molecular function: protein dimerization activity. Bases 84 to 2381 code for a protein of 765 amino acids. The transcript has 5 exons.